AGACCUGGGAGAGGAAGUUUGUUCCCUAAACAAAAGUCAUGGAGGACAAGGGAGCAGAGAAAGGAGCAGAGGCCCAGAAACAGUUUCUUCGCCGCCGGCAGGACCUGGAUUACUUUCAGAAAAACGCAUCGAGCCUCCGCAGAAGGAACCUGCUGACCGGCCUGGGGUUCGGAGCUUUUGUGGUCGGCAUUUUUGGCUACAGCAUCAUGUCGGUCAAACAGGAGAGAAUCGUGGAGGAGAUGGAUGAAGAAGCUAAGAUCCACAUUGUUAGGGGACCACGGACUGGUGCCAACUCCUGAAAAGGAUCUAUGGGGACAUUUAAUAUUUUGAUUUGUUUGGAAGUGUGUAAAAAUGUAUUAUUGCAUUUUUUUGUAUAUUUGGAACAUUAGUGUAAACCUUAAUAUGUCUGUGGUAAAACUUUUCUGCUCAAACACAGUUUUAUGACUGUAGUGGUCACCUAAAUGUGGAAUAAACGUCCCACCUGUCUUUGA
Austrofundulus limnaeus is the source of this 491-nucleotide messenger RNA. RefSeq names its product cytochrome C oxidase assembly factor 3b (gene coa3b). The coding region runs from base 39 to 299 and encodes 86 amino acids. NCBI's taxonomy places the organism in Eukaryota, Metazoa, Chordata, Actinopteri, Cyprinodontiformes, Rivulidae. Gene Ontology annotation, biological process: mitochondrial respiratory chain complex IV assembly. The record is from RefSeq and is a predicted model, not a curated record. The transcript has 2 exons. Gene Ontology annotation, cellular component: mitochondrial inner membrane.